AUGGACAUUAAUAUUCUCAUUCAACAAACUGUGCAGAACGUUGUACAAAGCGUCAGUUUGGAGGAUUAUGAUGGCCUUUCGCGGUUUGGUGACUAUGAAUUAAUAUGCUUUAGCGCUGCAUUGAAGAACAACAGUUCUAUUCUCUCACUUCAAAUAAGAUACCUUGACGUUUCGGACACAUCACUUGUUCCACUAUGUCGGGCACUGGAGGUUCAUCCAUGUAUUCGUGCAUUGGACCUUUCUGGCACACGUGGUGGAAAUGUCAGCAUCAAGGCUGUAUUUCGUCUGGUUUGCAGAAACCCAAGCAUUCUUUUUGUUCGGUUAGACGACACAAUGGUAUGCCCUCAGGAUGCUGAGGAUGUGGUUCUUUCUUUUAUCUAUACUUCUACCUUCUCCUACUAG
Messenger RNA from Trypanosoma theileri, 402 nucleotides. RefSeq lists its product as uncharacterized. Bases 1 to 402 code for a protein of 133 amino acids. The transcript has a single exon. Lineage: Eukaryota; Euglenozoa; Kinetoplastea; Trypanosomatida; Trypanosomatidae. The record is from RefSeq and is a predicted model, not a curated record.